Messenger RNA from Closterium sp. Naga37s-1, 3729 nucleotides. The record is from the annotation of a GenBank genome assembly. Lineage: Eukaryota; Viridiplantae; Streptophyta; Zygnematophyceae; Desmidiales; Closteriaceae.
AUGGCUCGAGCUGCGGUUUUCGCGCUCACCCUCGCGCUGCUGCUCGUGGUGGGGCGCGCCGGUAGCCCCAUCACAAGCUCGACGGCGAACGAGAAGCCCGACCAGAGCAGCAAGAAGGACGACGGGCUCAUGACCGAAAUCCCCGCGGCCAUCGCGAAGCAGGCGGCGGCGGGCAACGCGGAGGGAGUGACAUACGUUGACACGGCGCAGGACACGUUCUUCAUGGCUGAUGUGAAGAAGGCCGGGUGGAACGCGCAGAAAUGCCCGCCGGGUUUGAACAAGGAGCUGGCGGGCGCGUGCACGCCCAAGAAUUGCUCCAAGGGCGGCAUUGCGGCCAAGUGGAAGACGGCGUACCUGCAGAAGAACAAGCUCGGGUACGAGCUGUACGUGCCAGGUAACCCUCUCACGCUGCUCAAGGCCAACCCCGCGUCGUGCUGCAACACGUGCGCCGCGACGCCGGCGUGCACGUACUGGCAGUACAUUCCCGAUAUUACCAUCGACGGGAAGAAGGGCAAGGGCGCGUGCUACCUGAUCCACGAUCAGAUCGACUUCACGUGCGGAGAGAUGACCGCGCAGUACAGCACGGAGACGAAGCCCGUGCCGCUUCAGGUGCGCAUCGGCGGCGAGUGCAACCCGAGCGCCAAGAUUCUCAACGACCCGCAUCUGGUUGGCGCGCACGGCACGCACUUCGACUUCAACGGGCGCCCCGACAAGGCGUUCUGCCUGCUGACGGACCGCGACCUGCACGUGAACAUGCUGCUGCGCGGGUACUACGACGAGCGCACCGACAACGCGGCGCUGGUCGUCGACGGUAAGGCCGUGCACACGUGGAUUAAGGAGCUCGGGAUUGUGUGGACCGCCAAGGGCGUCGACCACAAGGUCCGCAUCGCGGCGCGCGGCGGCAAGCAGCAGGAGCGCGGCGAGGGGUUCGUGAAGAGCAUCGAGAUUGACGGCGAGGCGAUCCCGCGCAUGCAGGUGGGCGACAGCGUGACGAGCGACGGCGGGCUGACGAUCCAGUUCCGCGCGCUGGAGAAGGAGGGGCCGUUCGAUGUGGAUUACUACCUGCUGACUAUCGACGGCCUGAUUUCGCUCGACCUCCGCCUGCGCGUGGCGCACCCGAAGCUGCAGACGCCGAGCGACGCCGAGGCGCACAUCAACGUGGGGAUUGCGGAGCUGGAGCACACCGACGCGAUCCACGGCGUGCUCGGGCAGACGUACCGCGACGACCACGCGCAGCGCGCUGCGGACUUCCAGAAGCUGAUCGCGAGCCUGCACCGUCCGAUCUCCGCCGACAGCGCGGAAGGGCAAGGGUUCCUGGAUGGCACUCCGCGGUCGUACGAGGCGAGCGACGUGCUUGCUGUGGACUGCGCUUACACCGCGUAUGGCCGCGCCAGGCAGGUGAUGCCCGUGCAGGAGUUCCCGACCUCGUGGGCCAAGAAGUUUCGGCCGGUUCGCGUGCGCGUGCCGCUGCCAAAGCUGACUGGCGGGGUGGGAGACAAGAAGAAUCGACUCGCCAAGACCACCCGUCGGUACGUGGGUCAGGCCACAGGGCCUGAGAGCAUAGCAUGGGACCCGAGCGGGCGAGGGCCGUACGUGAGUGUGAGCGACGGGCGCAUUCUCAGGAGGAAGGCGGACGACAGCGACUGGGAGGAGUUCACUUAUGCUUCGCCCCACAGGACCUCUGCAAUGUGCGAUUCGCGCACCGCGAAACUCACACUAGAGGACAAAUGUGGCCGGCCAGUGGGAAUGGCAUUUCACCCCACCACGGGGGACCUUUACUUUGCUGACGCCUAUUACGGGCUCUUCAAGGUGAGCAGCAGCGGCGGGCAGGCAACGAAGCUGGUAGAUGUGGUGGAUGGGGCGCGCAUGAUGAUGUGCAACGACCUUGACAUUGAUGCUGAUGCCAAUGUGGUCUAUUUCACCGACUCCAGUUCAAGAUGGGCCCGCAGGGACUUCCUCCCUCUGCUGCUAGAGGGGCGCAAGGACGGGCGGUUCAUGAAGUACGACAUUGGCACAGGCAAGACCACUGUUCUUGUGGACAAGGUCGCGUUCGCAAACGGUGUCGCAAUUUCGCAGGACAAGAAGUUUGUCGUCUUCUGUGAAACGACCUACCUCAGGUGUCACCGGUAUUGGAUCCGAGGCCCGAAGACUGGAAAGAAGGAGCUAUUUGUAAAACUCCCUGGCUACCCUGACAAUCUCAGCCUCAACCCCAGGGGGAGGUUCUGGAUCGCACUCAACUCGCGCAACUCGCUUGUAACAGCAUUGCUUAUGCGGACUCCUAUUAUUCGAGCAUGCUUGAUCGUUGCGCUAGUGGCUGGGAAUGCCGAGGCGGGGCUGACAAAGCGGUGGUCCAAAAAGUUCAAGGCCGCGCGGGUGAACCUUCCUCCUGGAAAACUCUUCCCAAGGACGGACAAAAAGAACCGACUCGCUCGAGCCACCAAGAGGUACGAGGGAGAGAUGGCAGGCCCGGAGAGUAUUGCCUGGGACCCCAAUGGCAAGGGCCCGUACGUCAGCUUCAGCGACGGGCGAAUCAUGCGGCGCACGGACGACGACAGCGCCUGGGAGGAGUUCACGUACGCGUCGCCGCUGCGAACUGCGGCAAAAUGUAACUCAAAGAAAACCAACCCUGAUCUGGAAACCACCUGCGGGCGGCCGCUCGGCCUGGCGUUUCACCCCACUACCGGGGACCUCUAUUUCGCGGAUGGGUAUUUCGGCCUGCAUAAAGUCCAAGGAGCGGUGUCAGGCCAACAACAGUACCAGCAACAGCAGCAUGGAACCCAUCUGCGGCCGCGUCUAAAAGGUACAAUCCCUCUCACGCACCGCGUACCCCACCCCCUCACUCCCAGGUCCAAGGCGCGGUGUCAGGGCAACAGGACCACCAACAGCAGCAUGGAGCCCAUCUGCGGGCGCCCCUUGGGUCUGCGCUUCCACCCAGUCACUGGCGACCUUUACUUCGCAGACGCGUACUUUGGGCUGCACAGAGUAGGGCCGGGCGGGGGCAAGGCGGAGAGGCUGGUGGACGUGGUGGCGGGGAAGCGCAUGCUGAUGACCAACGACCUUGAUAUUGACGCGGAUGGGAAGAAUGGUGUGGUUUACUUCACCGAUGGGAGCACCCGGUGGCAAAGGAAGGAUUUCUUCCUGGCAACACUGGAAGGGCAGCCGGACGGGAGGUUUAUGCAGUACGACAUUGCAACGGGGCAGACCAAGGUGCUGGUGAAGGGGGUGGCGUUCGCCAAUGGCGUUGCGAUCUCCCGUGACCGCACCUUUGUGGUCUUCUGUGAAACCAGCUACAUGCGGUGUCAUCGGUACUUUAUCCGAGGGCCAAAGACGGGCAAGGCUGAAAUGUUUGUAAACCUGCCCGGGUAUCGUGACAACGUGAGCCUCAACCCCAGGGGACGAUUCUGGAUCGCAAUCAACUCGAGACGAACUCCCAUGUCCGAGGUCCUAGCAAGGAGCCCCUAUGCGCGAUACAGGCUGCUCAACGACCCGGUGGGGCUGCAGGCUGCCUACGUGGCAGCGGUGGGGCUGUCGCACGGGAUUAUAGUGGAGGUUGACAAUAACGGGGUGAUCACAGACGUGCUUGAGGAUAAGCUGGGGCGGAACGUGGUGGCAACGAGCGAGGUUGUGGAGAAGAAGGGGAAGUUGUGGAUCGGGUCGGUGAUGGUUGAUGACGUGGCAGUGUUGAAAUACUCUCCUCCAAACAACACUGCUUCUAACAAGAAAGCCUGA